AUGGCGUCUCUCGACAAGCCACGGCAUGUCAAGUACUGGCAACGCUGCUUCACCAGCUAUCUCCCUUCGGCAUACACAACCAACGACUCCACCCGCCUUACAUUCGCAUUCUUCAUUGUCUCGGCCCUCGAUUUGCUUUCUGUGCCAUUCACCUCGAAGGAGCGCUCAUCCAUUCGUUCCUGGGUGCUGAGCCUGCAGCAUCCCGACGGCGGUUUCUGCGGCAGCCCAACCCAUGUCAUGUCAGGGCAAGAUGCGACAAAGGGGUCAGCAAACCUGGCUACAACUUUCUUCGCCCUACUCUUGUUAGGCGUUGCCGCCGGAACAGACGACGAGGCAAGAGCGGCUUUUACAGGCGUACAGCGGCGCAAACUUCUCCGGUGGGUGACGAAAUUGCAGAGACCGGACGGGAGUUUUGGCCAGGUAUUGUGGGAGGGAGAGGCUGUGGGAGGGAGAGAUACCCGUCAUAGCUACCUGGCGAGUGCAAUUAGGUGGAUGCUCCGUGGGGAAGGGGAUGAGGAGGAUAUUGACGUUGAGAGGAUGGUUGAUCACAUACGACAUACGCAGACGUACGAUGGUGGCGCGGCAGAGUUAUCGCAACACGAGUCUCACGCAUUAUACAUGCUCGAUCGCCCCGCAUCAUCAACAGCGCCACAUAAAAGCGAAGCCGUCGGCAAAGGGGUACCAGAUCGCGAUGCGUUGAUUCACUUUCUUGUUCACAGACAGUUCAACUACCUCGUUGAGCAAGAGCAAGAUGAGUCUGACGAGGGAGAUGCGAAUUACGUGCAGGCCAAACUUGGCGAUCUGAGCUUGUCACAUCACUGCGCCCACGUGGGAUAUAAUGGGCGGUGGAAUAAAAAGGCGGAUACUUGCUAUUGUUGGUGGGUUGCCGGGACCCUUGCGAUGGUGGACAGUUUUCACGCCGUCAACAUCCCCCCUUCUAGGCAGUACCUUUUGGAUGUCACACAACAUCGAAUAGGCGGCUUUUCGAAACAUGCCGGCGGGCCGCCUGAUUUGUAUCAUUCGUAUCUGGGAUUAGCGGCGCUGGCGCUGAUGGGUGACACUGACUUGAAGGAGUUUGAUGUCGGGCUGUGUUGCAGCAAGGAGACGGUGCGGAAGAUUGAGUUGGCAAGGGCUGGCUUAUUCGGGAACAGGAAGGGUGACUUUGACGGCGAUGGAUUUUGGGAGAGUAUUAAAAAGGCGGAUUAA
Molecule: messenger RNA, 1206 nt
Organism: Metarhizium brunneum ARSEF 3297
Lineage: Eukaryota; Fungi; Ascomycota; Sordariomycetes; Hypocreales; Clavicipitaceae
Source: RefSeq, a predicted model, not a curated record